AUGGAUAGCAGUCUACAUUACUCUCAAAUAACUGCCACAUCAGCUACCAACCUCCCACUGGAUCAUAAUACACAAUCCACUUCUUCCACCAAUCCUUCAGAAUUCAUAAACCAUGGUUUUCUUCUUUGGAAUCAGACAAGACAACAGUGGAUUGGAGAAAAGGCAGUUGAAAAGAAUAAGAAAGCUCGUGAACCUGUUAUAAGCUGGGCGAUUAGAUGGAAUGCUACUUAUGAUAAUUUGCUUGGGACAAACAAGCCUUUUGCAAGGCCCAUUCCUCUACCUGAAAUGGUAAAUUUUCUUGUGGAUAUAUGGGAACAAGAAGGAUUGUACGACUGAAAAAGAUAAGAUUUGUGGUGCGAUUGUUACGUUGAAUUUAAAACAGUCAAAACUUGAAUAUCUUCUGUUUCUGAUGUUUUUAAUGUGAGCAUAAGUAUGUUCUGUUGUCUAUAAUUUUACCUAGUACACAUUAUAUGAUGAUUUCUUAAUGUUGAUUGAAUGAAUUUGUUUUGAAAAGGAAAUAUCUAGUUUUAUUUCAUCUAUUAA
Lactuca saligna is the source of this 543-nucleotide messenger RNA. The record is from the annotation of a GenBank genome assembly. Lineage: Eukaryota; Viridiplantae; Streptophyta; Magnoliopsida; Asterales; Asteraceae.